Molecule: messenger RNA, 3708 nt
Organism: Nicotiana tabacum (common tobacco)
Lineage: Eukaryota; Viridiplantae; Streptophyta; Magnoliopsida; Solanales; Solanaceae
Source: RefSeq, a predicted model, not a curated record
AUUUUUCGUUGGGAAGUUGAACUUCCAAAGGAGGUGGUGUUGCAGCCUAUUCAUUUGUAUUCCAAAUUAAAUAACAUCCCUGCUUCUUUAGUUCUUUUUGUACAUUAAACUGGUGGCGAACAAGGUUAUGGUAUAGUCAUAAUCAGUGUGGUGGUCAAGAGGGCGAAGUGCACAAAUAUUCGCUUUUAGGACUGCUAUUUAAAGCAUACCCGAAAUUUUGCUCAAGUGUUUAAAAUUUAGUCAUCCGUCUGUCACAAAUCUCUUUUAAGAACAGAAGUGCGUAUAAAACUAGAUAAGUCUAAUGGAUUCAGCACUAAUUUGCUGAUUGAAGCAUCAGUAAAAGACAAAGGGAAAAAAGGAUGGAAAAACUCAAUGCUCCUUCAUCACGAGCUCAACAAAGCUCCAUCUUUGCAAUUCGCAUCAGGAAAAUCCCCUAUCUUGUUUCCCUUAUGAUUCGUGUUGGUAUCACAUGAUUUGCAGCUCCAAAGAGAAAAUUACCGAGGCAAGUAUCGGAAUAUCCUGGAGAGUUUGGUGUACGUGGCUUACCCUAUUUCGUCUGUCUACAGCUAAAGUGGAGAGCAAUGAUACAAUAAUGAAGAUGGAGAUUUUCUUCUCCCAAGUUGGUGAAGACACCAAAUGUCUACUACUAUUACUACUACUACUACUACUUAAAAUGGUGCCUCCUUAUACGAUUUGAUUGGCUAUGGAACUAUCAGAAAUCUUCUACCCACAAGGGUUAGGGCUGCCAUGUGAGUAUCAAGCCAAAGUUUUGAGCUUUUUGCUGCUAUUAAAAUAUUUCUGUCCACGUCAUUGGGUCUAAUUUAUGUUCUGGGAAUUUCAAUUAAUAUAUGUUUCGGGAAUUUAUGUUGUUGUGAUAUUAAUAUUGUGUUCCUUUUUGUCCUUUUGUCUUUUUAUUUUUUUGAGCCGAGGGUCUUUCGAAAAUAGUCUCUUCAAAAAUAGUCUAUCUACUCCUUCGGGUAGGGGUAAAGUCUGCGUACACAUUACCCUCCCAGACCCUAUUAGUGUGAUUUUACUGGGUUGCUGUUGUUGUUGUUGUUGUUGCUGUAUGUUCCGGGAAUUUAGUUACAAGUGAAAAACCAGGGAGAAGAAGGUUAGAUUUUUUCUUGGUCCGAUGUUAAACAUUAUUUUGUCUCCGCUAAGACCAAUGAUUUGGAAAAAGAAAUUGCAAACUUAAAGGACUUGUAAUGUUCAGUAACAAAUUUGAAGGACUAAAAUAGUCCAACCCAUAAACUUAUGGGACCAUUUGAGCCAUUCUUUAUUCUAGCUCUAGACAUGUAGGUUGAUGAAUAAUUAUGAUAUUUAGGUACGUAACCCAUCCUUAAUUUGACGUAAAACAUAGCAUUAUUUAGUAUUGGAAUGAAUUGGACCAAUAGAGCUAGCAAAUACUAAUGAUUAAUUAUGCAGAUGGCAAUUGAUCAGGCCUUACUUAGAUUAUGUAGUAGUUGACUGUUCUUUCACUGAUAAAUGUUCAUUUGAUUGAUACUAAUAUAGUUUUGCUGUGUUGUAGUACUGUAAUAUUCAUCUUCCUGGGGACCUUCUAUUUAGCUGGGAUGUCUCACGCCUUUACAAGAGCUGACAUACAGAACUCACCCUCCCCCACCCACCUCCCGCCAACUACAAAGAAUAGUUGGAAUAUUAUAAUACAUGCCAUAAACAAAGCAGUAACGGGCAUGACCCAGCUAUAAUGAAGCUCUAUUGUAGAUAAAGGAAGACCCUAGCUCCUAGUUUAAGUCUUUGAACUUUGGAACUUAUGAACUUACAUGUCAGAACCUUAGAAUAAUCAUUUCUUUUUUGUCCUCCUAGGAAAGUCAACUGACUCUGUCCCUUGAGGAGUUAGAGAAAUGUGCAGCACUCUUUUGUUUAUUCAAAGAUUUUUCUUUUGUUAUUCUCCAUAAACAAGCCUUAUUUCAUUUAUUAUCAACUGUAAACAUCUGUUUACUCUCUAGGUAUGUCUCUUUAAUUUACGUUAUCUAUAUAAAGAAAUCAAGAAUGCUUUUAUUCAUAAAAAAAAUGAAUGAUGUAUUUCCUUACCUCAUCUAUGUUACGGUCUAAAUUUAGCUGUUCAAGCAAGCAAGAAUAUUUUAUGUUAGACAUGCACGGUGCACCCCUCUUUGUUUUCUCCCUAUAAAUACAGCUUUGGAGCGGAAAAUAUUUUACACCAAAAAUGGCUCAGUUGGUUGGUUCAGAUGAAAUAGAGUCAUUUAGAAUGGAUCUCGCAGAGAUUGGAAGAAGCUUGAGAUCAUCAUUUAGGGGCCAGUCUUCGAGUUUCAGGAGCAAUUCAGCCUUGAGUGCUUCUCAGAAGGACGACGCUGUAGAUGAGGAGAACAUGUUGGCCUGGGCAGCAAUUGAGAGACUGCCAACAUUUGAUAGGUUGAGAUCAUCUCUCUUUGAGGAAAUCAAUGGCAACGACGCCAAUGUUAAGAGGAAAAGAGUAACUGAUGUUACCAAGCUCGGAGCUCUAGAAAGGCAUGUUUUCAUUGAAAAGAUGAUUAAGCACAUUGAACAUGACAACCUUCAAUUGUUGCACAAAAUCAGAAAGAGAAUUGACAAAGUUGGUGUAGAAUUGCCUACAGUGGAAGUGAGAUAUAAAAAUUUAACCAUUGAAGCAGAAUGUGAGCUAGUUCAUGGAAAGCCUCUCCCUACACUUUGGAAUUCUCUCAAAAGCAUAACGAUGAACCUUGCUAGGCUUCCAGGUCUACAGUCAGAACUGGCCAAGAUUAAAAUCCUUAAUGAUGUCAGUGGUGUAAUAAAACCUGGACGAAUGACUCUAUUGCUUGGACCUCCUGGAUGCGGCAAAACAUCACUACUGAAAGCACUUUCAGGAAACCUGGACAAAUCUCUUAAGGUUUCUGGGGAGAUUUCUUACAAUGGUUAUAAAUUGGAAGAGUUUGUCCCACAGAAAACUUCUGCAUAUGUAAGCCAAAAUGAUCUACACAUCCCUGAAAUGACUGUUAGAGAAACACUAGAUUAUUCAUCUCGUUUUCAAGGAGUAGGAAGCAGAGCAGAGAUUAUGACUGACCUAAGCAGAAGGGAGAAAGAAGCAGGAGUUGUUCCUGAUCCAGAUAUAGACACUUACAUGAAGGCGAUAUCUAUUGAAGGACAAAAGAAAAACCUUCAGACGGAUUAUAUUCUGAAGAUUCUUGGACUUGAUAUUUGUGCUGACACAUUGGUUGGUGAUGCCAUGAGAAGAGGUAUCUCGGGUGGUCAAAAGAAAAGACUGACAACAGGCGAGCUGAUUGUUGGCCCCAUAAAAGCAUUGUUUAUGGAUGAAAUAUCGAAUGGCUUAGAUAGCUCGACUACAUACCAGAUUGUUGCUUGCCUUCAGCAGCUGGCACAUAUUACAGAUGCAACUAUACUUGUGUCGCUUCUUCAACCAGCACCAGAGACCUUUGAUCUGUUUGAUGAUAUAAUCCUGAUGGCUGAAGGAAAAAUUCUUUACCAUGGGCCAAGAAAUUCUGCUUUAGAAUUUUUUGAAAGCUGUGGGUUCAAAUGUCCUGAAAGGAAAGGGGUGGCUGACUUCCUCCAGGAGGUUACAUCGAAAAAAGAUCAAGCACAGUACUGGCAUGGAACUAAAGAAACGUAUAAAUUUGUGUCAGUUGAUAUGUUAUCCAGAAAAUUUAAGGAAUCUCCUUACAGGAAAAAGCUGAAUGAAGAACUUUCUGUUCCAUAUGAUAACUCCAGGAGUCA